Molecule: messenger RNA, 1069 nt
Organism: Spea bombifrons (plains spadefoot toad)
Lineage: Eukaryota; Metazoa; Chordata; Amphibia; Anura; Pelobatidae
Gene: P2RY13
Product: purinergic receptor P2Y13
Exons: 1
Coding region: 1-999 (332 amino acids)
Biological process (GO): negative regulation of adenylate cyclase activity; G protein-coupled receptor signaling pathway
Cellular component (GO): membrane
Molecular function (GO): G protein-coupled purinergic nucleotide receptor activity
Source: RefSeq, a predicted model, not a curated record
AUGAACACAGAAACGUUUAACAAUUCUAAUGGAUCCAGUCUAAUUCCACGAUAUUGCAGCCGUGACAAUAGGACUACACAUUUUGUGUUUCCGGUUUUGUAUGCCAUCGUAUUCAUCCUCGGAUUUAUUUUGAAUACCUUAUCUCUAUGGAUUUUCUUCUAUGUCCCCAGUAGCACGGUUUUUGUUAUUUUCCUCAAAAACACUUUGGUUGCUGACCUCCUAAUGGUAUUAAUGUUACCAUUCAAGAUUCUCACAGAUUCGGGCCUGGCGCCAUGGAAAUUGAAAUAUUUUGUUUGCCGUUUUUCAGCAGUGCUUUUUUAUGAAACCAUGUACAUUAGUAUAAUAUUUCUUGGCCUCAUAGGACUUGAUCGAUUUCUAAAGAUCGUCCGACCUCUAGAAAAGAACAGAAUGGAUAAAACAUAUAUUGCCAAGUGGAUUUCUCUAGGGGUAUGGAUACUUAUUUUUGGAAUCUCUCUACCAAACAUGAUCCUCUCCAAUAAAAAUGCGACAUCAGAAAGUGUUAAAAAAUGUGCCAAUCUAAAGAGCCCAUUGGGUCUCAAGUGGCACGAAACUGUUAAUUAUAUUUGCCAGUUUAUCUUCUGGUCUGUUUUUAUAUCUAUGAUCAUAUUUUACACGAUUAUCACCAAGAAGGUUUAUAAAUCAUACCAAAAAUCAAGAAGCACAAACUCUUCUAGAACAAAAAAGAUUAAGGCAAGGGUUUUUGUAGUGGUCGUGGUAUUCUUCUUGUGUUUUGCACCUUUUCAUUUCUCACGGAUUCCCUAUACGUUUAGUCAGACUGGUGUUAUAAAGGACUGUCACCUGCAAAAGAAACUGUUUCUAGCUAAAGAAAGCACGUUAUGGAUGGCAACCACCAAUGUGUGCAUGGAUCCCUUAAUAUACGUGCUACUGUGCAAGCCCUUCAGGAAACUGAUACUCAGGUUCUCUGGCUCUAGAAAUCCAAGCCUGGAAACACAAGUGGCUAAUGAGUCCACAGUGUAACCAAACAACAUCCUAAACAGCAGAAGUGUUCGUUCUCCCAGCACAAUGCACUUUAUGAUUACAGAUGCAG